This is a messenger RNA of Anthostomella pinea, 915 nucleotides long. Lineage: Eukaryota; Fungi; Ascomycota; Sordariomycetes; Xylariales; Xylariaceae. The record is from the annotation of a GenBank genome assembly.
AUGUCUACUGUCUCUUUCACCAAGCUGAACGGCAACGGCAAGCGGCUGGUCCCGCCAUCAUCCUCCGCAGCUUCGCCACCAGCCAACACCUCGCCCACCAAGUCCGACGGCACGCCUACGAAAAAGCAGAAGCGCGACAAUAUUGCCUCGAUGGCCCGCGCCGCCUCGCCCAUCAUGACACCGGCCGCCGCCGCCGCAGCUGCCAAGGUGAACGAAAGAGGCGGCCACAUCAUGACCCAGCUGGCGUUCACCGUCGAGUUUCUCAAGACGAAGCGCGAGCCCAAGCAGCUGCACGAGAUCCUGGACCACCUGACGCUCAGCAACAUCGACGAGCAGACCCAGAAGAUCUUCGUGAACCUCAUGCGCAACCACCCGCGCAUCAACUACGUGUCGGCGUCGCGGGCACAGACGGCCGCGGACCCGACACUCGCCUGGCGCACCGGCACGUACGAGUUCAAGGCCAAGAUCCCCGGCGUGCACAGCAAGGAGGCGCUGCUGGGCUACCUUCAGGGCAAGACGGACGCCUCGUCGCUGGCGGUCAAGGACUUGAAGGACGGCUGGCCCGACUGCGAUGCCGCCAUCACCGAGCUGGAGGACGCCAACAAGAUCCUCGUGGUCCGCACUAAGAAGGACAACCACGCCAAGCUCAUCUGGGCCAACGACCCCUACCUAUGCCACAGUGUCGACCCCAUGUUCAAGGUCAUGUGGCACAACAUCGAGAUCCCGACCGCCGACGACAUUGUGCGUAAGCUCGCGGCCCUCGGCCAGAAGCCCGCGAGCGAAGACCCGCGUCUUAAGAAAAUGGACGCCCCCAAGACCGCGGCCAAGAAGCGCAAGUCGACGCGCCCGCCCAAGCACCAGUCUAACUCGCACAUGGCGCAUCUCCUCAAGGAUUUCAGCCAUCUGAAACGCUGA